Molecule: messenger RNA, 3597 nt
Organism: Aspergillus affinis
Lineage: Eukaryota; Fungi; Ascomycota; Eurotiomycetes; Eurotiales; Aspergillaceae
Product: putative stress response protein Nst1
Exons: 5
Coding region: 1-3597 (1198 amino acids)
Source: RefSeq, a predicted model, not a curated record
AUGCCAUCUUCUCGGACGUCCGGUUCGAACCCUAGUCUCUCCACCAUGUCCGCCCAUGUGUCGGCGGCUUCCACCCGCCCCGCCAACGGCGAACCCUUCUCGAAGACCGAACACACGUCGCCAGACCCCCAACCGACCACCGUGAACCGCAAAAAGCAGAAACGCCGGCAAAAGCAAGCUGCCCGCAUGGCCGCGGAACGUCAGUUCGAGAAUGGCCAUGUCCACCACCCGGACGCCGCAGAAGAAAACAGUCCGAGCCCCGUCGGUCCCGAAAGCCACCCGUCUGACGACCACGACUUCGACGAAUCUGUCGACGGCGAUGUCUACUACGACGAAGAACCCCGGGUACUCGGCGCGCAUCCUGCCAUGUCCGCCCCGUCGACCAUGAAUGCGCGCGACGACCACUCGAAAGUUUCCGGUCGAAAGUCGAAGAAGAAGAAGGGCAAGAAAGGUCGCAGCGGCUCCCAAACGCUCGGAGACGAAAGUUCGACUCCCUUGUCUACCCCUUCGGUCUCGAUGUCGCACCCUCUCGUCCCCCCUCUCCCGCCGCAUUUCGGUGCCCGCACGAUCCUGAAGUCGACAAAAGAUCGCAGUAUUUGGAACACGUCGACCCAGGAGGAGCGCGAAAAUAUCAAGGCCUUUUGGCUCGAGCUGGGCGAGGAGGAGCGACGACAACUCGUCAAGGUAGAGAAGGACGCGGUCCUGAAGAAGAUGAAGGAACAGCAAAAGCAUUCGUGCAGUUGUACAGUCUGCGGGAGGAAGCGAACCGCUAUCGAAGAGGAGCUCGAAGUGCUUUACGACGCUUAUUACGAAGAGCUUGAACAGUACGCAAAUAACAACCAAGGCUCCUUUGAAAAGGGCCCGCCCAUCAUGCCGCCUCCCCGCCUAUACCAUCCACCCCUACGUUCUCCCGGCCAACACACGCGGACGCAAGGCCAAUUUCAUCCCUCACGAGGUAGAAUCCACGAGUUGCCCGAGGACGACGAAGAUCUGGAGGAGGACUACGAUGAAGAUGACGACGAGGAUGACGAGCCCUACAGCGAUGAAGAAUAUGAAGACGACGACACGCGUGCCGCUCGCGCUGAUUUCUUCGCCUUUGGGAAUAGUUUAACUGUUAAAGUUGCAGACGAUCUUCUCAAAAAUGAUGGGAAACAUUUCAUCGACAUGAUGGAACAACUGGCCGAACGCAGAAUGCAGCGUGAGGAGGAUACCCAAUUCGGAAUCACCGCUGCUCACCAGUCCCUUCAUGCCGGUCAUAAUCAUGGUCCAUACGAUGAGGAGGAUUACGAUGAGGAAGAGGAGGAUGAAUAUGACAGCCAAGAGGAUGAAGAAUACGAGGAGGAUGAAAUGGAUGCUAUGACCGAGGAGCAACGAAUGGAGGAAGGCCGACGAAUGUUCCAGAUAUUUGCCGCCCGGAUGUUUGAACAACGCGUCUUAACAGCUUACCGAGAAAAGGUCGCCGAGCAACGCCAGAAAAAGCUGAUCGAAGAGCUCCUGGAGGAAGAAUCCCGGACCGAGCAGCGGAAUGCCAAGAAGGCUCGCGAAGCUCAGAAGCGCAAAGACAAGAAGAAGCUUCAGAAGCAGGCGAAGGAAGAAGAGAAAGCACGCCGAGAGGCCGAGAAGGCAGCCGAGGAAGCGGCGCUUAAAGCCGAGCAAGCGAAGAAGCUAGAGGAACAGAAGAGGAAACGAGAGGAGCAGCGGAAGAAGCGCGAAGCUGAGCGCAAGGCUCAGGAAGAAGAGAAGGCUCGUCGAGAAGCUGAUAAGCAGCGAAGGCUGCGUGAAGAGCGCGAGCGACAAGCGGAGCUAGAGCGCAAACAUCGUGAGCAGAAAGAGCAGGAAAAGCGACGGCGGGAGGAUGCGCGACGAAGAGAACGGGAGCAGGAAGACCGGGAUUCGAUGGAUAACAAAGCUCGGGAAGAACGAGAGCGCAAGGCACGCGAUGGGCAGACACGCAGGCAUCGGGAUAGCACAGGGAAAGUCGAGUACGACCCCUCCGACCUCGAGAAGCGGGAUGCUUUCGGCAGCCGAGCGUCGCAGCCAGAGCCGAUGCCGAUCUCAACUAGCCUGCAGCAGCAUGUCCAAGGAUCUUCUAGGCACCUACAGUCACCACACCUAGCAGGUGCAACGCCUAUUGUCCCGAAGGCUCCGACGCCUGCCCGGGCCCGCCAGCCGUCUCAACAGGGCUCGCACACCUCGUCCCCACGGUCCCAGGCGGCCAGCGCAGAACCUUCGCAGACCUCCAUCUCUCCUCGAUCCAUGGGCCCGUCCCAGUCGUCGGGAGCCUCGAGUGUGACCUCGAAACAGAGCCAAGGAUAUCCCAUGUUGCAUCAUCCUCAACCGUCUACUCCCCUUUCUCCCCUCGGUGCGAUGGGCAGAUCUCAUCCACCUGGGUUUCCGAGUCCUAACGGCCUGCCCUCAAAUCCCCCGGGGUUAGCUGGAAUGGUUCCUCGACCGCCGCCGAUGGGUCAUGAACUACCCACGUAUCCGCCGCAUACUGGCCCUCUCAUGAGUCAACUGCGAGGGUUCCCUGCACCGAACGGGAUCCCUAUGCCUCCCGGUAUUAAUGGCACCCGUCAAAUGCCACCUGGACGUGGUUACCCACUUGACCCUGGACACGGUCUUCCAUUCCAUGCCCCAGCACCGCUCUCAAGCGCGUUCUCUGCGCAACAGAGCGGACUCUCCCAGGGUCAUUCCCGACAGCCUUCCAACUCGUUCGAGCGAUCUCCUCUUGACACACACGCCCAACCAUUCCCCAUUUCUCGUCCUAGUCCGAUUAAGCGUCCAUCCAGUACCCAGCAGGAUCAGCAGGCCGAUGUCAACCGCACUACACAGCGCGACAUGGACAAUCUAAGUGCUCGGUUUGGAAGCAGUGCUCUUCUUGAUGACAGUGACGCUCCCUUUUCUUCGACCCUUUCCCAAUCGCUUCCUGACGCCACCGUUCCAGGCUCUUUACCGGGUCCGACUCGAGCCAGUUUUGCGGCACCCUCGUUGUUCCCAGACCCUCUCGGAGCAUCAAAACACUCUAGUUUCUCCAUGAAUACUGGAGUAGGAAGCAACCCGUGGGGUGGACACAUGGGAUUUGGGGCCUCCGCUUUCCCCGGAACUCCAACCUGGGGAACUGCACAUGGGAGUGGUUGGUCCAACAACGCAUUCGGGUCCGGUGGUCACCAUCGUGCGCACACAUCUCGACCAGUUGCCAUUCGGUUGCUGGUGAUUGAAGCGUGGAAGCAACUGAACACCCUAAGCCCUUCCAAGGGAGCCAGCGGUCAUCAUGAUGCCAAGAGGUUGCUCCGCCAAAUUGAUCAACUGCGGCCCUCCAACGAGCCUUCCAUCUCGCUCAAGGAAAUGCUCGACAUCUGCGACACGGAAGGCAACUCGCAGAACGGGGGCGGUUCAUUCUCCAUCAAGAGCGACUCAAUGGGCGAGUUCGUCAAGUUCGAGCCCGAUACUAACAGCGCUGCCUCAGGUCACAGAGGCAGCAUUGUUCCUGGUGAAAUCGGAAGUCCGAUUCCGAGUAGCAGCAUACCAGCGUUUGGCGGGAUUGGUACUACACCAUCGGUGCUUCGGCAGUAUUCAUCUCCACCAACGGGAUUCUAA